AUGGCCGGACCAUCCCGUAAAUCCAAGCCAGGCCGACCUUCAAAUCCAGCUCCAGAAGUUUCCGGCAGCCGAAAACGUAAAGCUCGUGAUGCUGAGGACGAGACGGAAGAUGAACCAGCAUCGAAGAAGUUUCAGCAUCUGCGAACACGCAGUCGCUACGUCUCGCGCACUGUUAUCGUCACAAAGUGGGAGGCGCCCACCCACCAGAUGCAGGAACAAAUCAAGAAUAUAUUCAAAACUGCACUGAGACCCGUGGUAGCGACCCGGCGGGACGAGCGGAAGAGGCUGGAGGCCGAGCAGGUUGUAGGGGCUAUGAUCAGGGCAAUGGAACAGCGACUGCCCAAGAUGCCCUUUCCCCCCAACACGAAAGAAACGGACUUCGAUCUGGAGAAGGUCAUAGAGCGGAAUAGAAUACUCGAAAACCAGCUCACGCCUGCGAUGCAUUCGAUCGACCUCCUGAAGGCGGCGAUUGAGAAGGAGGAGGCACAACUCGAGAGGGAUAAAGAGGUGUUGGCGGAAUUCGAGGAGAAUGCUAAAGCGGAGAAGAGGGCGCUAAAAGAUCUGGGGGUCAAGCCCCACCCUAUACUCCGAUUGCCGAAGAACUUCGAAUUAGGAGAUGAUUCCGCGGAGGAUAUUGGCCUGGUGAGACAGAAGCCCGCGAAGCAGGCGCUCUUCGACGACUCCGACCCGGAUCUUGCCCCGCUGCUCGACACACUGCGGAGCCAUCUCGAGAGCAUGCAGGGGAACCACGAGCAGGUGCAGGGUAUUGAUGCCGUGAUGCGGGAGGCGCAGGCGGCGCUGGACGAUGUGCUGUUCACGCAUGCAAGUCCACAGCAGUACGAUGCAAUGAGCAGGCCUGAUACUCAGGAGUGA
Molecule: messenger RNA, 873 nt
Organism: Mytilinidion resinicola
Lineage: Eukaryota; Fungi; Ascomycota; Dothideomycetes; Mytilinidiales; Mytilinidiaceae
Exons: 3
Coding region: 1-873 (290 amino acids)
Source: RefSeq, a predicted model, not a curated record